ACUUCCUCUUGUGCAGCAGCCAUUUUGUCUUUCCGUUGCUGCUGCUGCCCGAGCUUCUCCCUCCCUCCCGCCGCUGCUGGCCGCGAAACUCCAGUUCCCCCUCAGGCCCGGCUCCCGCCGCCUGUCCGUCCCCCUCCCCCUCGCUGCGCCCGGCGGCGGCCGGCACCCGCCCCGCCACACGCGGAUCCCCGCGGCCCCCCGGCACCCCUCUCCCGGGGCCCACCGCACACGGCCGGCCCCGGGAGCGGGAGCCCGGCCCCGCGCGCCCUCGUCUCGCCAUGUCCAGCGAGGAGAGCUACCUGGCCAUCCUCCGCUACCUCACCAACGAGCGGGAACCCUACGCGCCGGGCACGGAGGGCAACGCCAAGCGGAAGAUCCGCAAAGCGGCCGCCUGCUACGUGGUGCGCGGCGGGACCCUCUACUACCAGCGGCGGCAGCGGGACCAGCAGCGCUUCGCCGAGCUCGAGGUGGUGCUGCAGGCCGAGCGCCGCGCCCGCCUCAUCCGCGCCGCCCACCUGGCGCCCGACGGCGCGCACCGCACCCGCCUGCAGACCUGGCAGGGGCUCUCUCAGAAAUACUGGUGGCGAGGUAUUCUUAAGCAGGUUAAAGAUUACAUUAAAGAAUGCAGCAAGUGCCAGGAAAAGCUAGAUCGUUCUCGAUCUCUGUCAGAUCCUUCAGAAAUGCUGGAAGAGCUUGGACUGGAUGUAAAAUCUCAUGAAGACAGUAAUGAAACAGAUGAUGAAGUGAGUAAUGCGGCAUCAAUCCCAGCUGCAUCCCCAAAGCCUGUGAAGAAGAAGCCAAUAGCAAAACAUGAGCUUGUGUUCGUUGACAGUAAGGGCCUUGUGAAGCAGUCAUCUUCCAAACAUUGUCUGUCAGUCUUAAACCAACUGAAUCAGCAGAGGCUUUCCAAUCAGUUCUGUGAUGUGACUCUGCUGAUUGAAGGAGAGGAGUACAAAGCUCACAAAUCUGUCUUGGCAGCCAACAGCGAGUACUUCCGAGAGCUCUUCAUUGAGAAGGGAGCUGUCACUAGUCAUGAAGCUGUAGUGGAUCUGUCAGGGUUUUGCAAGUCAAGUUUCCUUCCACUGUUGGAAUUUGCUUAUACUUCAGAACUAACUUUUGACUUCUGUAGUAUGGCAGAACUGGCCAUGCUUGCCCGGCAUCUCCUCAUGUCAGAGGUUCUUGAAAUCUGUGAGAAUGUGCACAAACAAAUGGAAGAGAAACAGAUUACAGUGUACCAAAAGGGAGAUAUUCAAACAGUAGAAUCAACGCGAAAUCUAGCAGAGCAAACUGCAGUUCAGAUGCCUCCUGUGGACGGUGCUGAGCAACCUCUGCCAGUAGAGCUGACGGCCAGUGAAGUGACAGCAACUGUGAAUGGAGCUCCUUCCUCUCUUGAGCCAGAGGAGAAAGGAGAACCCCAGCCUGGCAUCCUGCCCCCAGGGCCUGUGGAGGCCUCUGCUGAUGAUCUUCCAAAGCCUGUGGAGCAGUCUGAAGCAAUUGAAAAUGGUGUCAAAACGGUAGAGAGCAUUUCAAAUAGCCCCACGUCUGCCAGGCAGCCUGAGCCAUCGGUUGUGGAAGCCAUGAAUACAGAAAGUCCAUUGGAAAAGGAGACAGAUGAAAACGAAAACUGUAAAGUAAGUGCAGAGACUAUUUCUGAAGACUCCUCAGAAAUGCUCAAGGAAAAGCAUGGCAGGCAAAGUAGAGAACAGAGCCUUUCAGCUUCGCCACCGGAAAGCUUGGCUUCCAGCCAGGAUGACACUUACAAGAGUAAGCUUCGGCAGCGGUCUGUUAGUGAAGGUGGAUACAUCAGAUUGCAUAAAGGAAUCGAGAAGAAACUGCAGAACAGAAAGACAAAUCCUAAAUCUGCAAUACAGCAGGUUGCCAUGAAGCUGGUUCAGAGAGGGAAAAAAAUGAAACAGCCCAAAAGAGAGACCACAGAAAACAAUGAAGUAGAAGCUCAGCACAAAUGCACUGAGUGUGGAAUGGUGUUCCAGCGACGCUAUGCACUUAUCAUGCACACACUGAAACAUGAAAGGUCUAAAGACUACAAGUGCCCAUUGUGUAAAAAAGAAUUCCAGUAUGGUGCCUCCCUGCGAGCCCAUCUUGUCCGACAUACACGCAAGACUGAGGUGAAUGCUGCAGCCGAUGGUGUAGAAGAGACAGGCGUGUCCUCAGUGAAAGGAAGAACUAAACGGGAGUUCAUAUGUGAUAUAUGUGGGAGAACUCUCCCUAAGCUCUAUUCUCUCAGGAUACAUAUGCUCAAACAUACUGGUGUAAAACCACAUGCUUGCAAGGUUUGUGGAAAGACCUUUACAUAUAAGCAUGGAUUAAAAAUGCACUUAGCUCUUCAUGAAGUACAGAAACAGUUCAAGUGUGAUUUGUGUGAGAAGUCCUUUGUCACAAAAAGAAGUCUUCAGGAACACAUGAGCAUUCACACUGGAGAAUCCAAGUAUCUUUGCACCAUCUGUGGAAAAUCUUUCCAUAGGGCAUCGGGACUCAGUAAACACAUAAAGAAACACCAGCCAAAGCCUGAAGUUCGUGGCUAUCAGUGUACUCAGUGUGAGAAGAGUUUCUAUGAAGCUAGGGAUCUCCGUCAGCAUAUGAAUAAGCAUUUAGAUGUGAAGCCAUUUCAGUGCCAGUUCUGUGGAAAGUGUUACAGUUGGAAGAAAGAUUGGUAUUCGCAUGUAAAGUCUCACUCUGUCACAGACCCUUAUAGGUGUAAUGUAUGCGGUAAAGAGUUUUAUGAGAAGGCUUUGUACAGAAGACAUGUGAAGAAAGCCACGCAUGGGAAGAAAGGAAGAGCAAAACAAAACUUGGAACGAGUCUGUGAGCAUUGUGGAAGAAAAUUCACGCAGCUCCGGGAAUAUAGGAGGCACAUGAACAAUCAUCAAGCAAUGAGCAAGAGCCACGCUCAUGGGAACCUGCACCAGCAGAAGAGCCUCAGUGUGUUUCAUAGCUGCUAUGACUGCAUCACGGCUCGGAGAACAGGAAGAUGUUGCCCAUGCAGCCCAUCUUUCAUUGCCCAAGCUACUGCUAAACAAGCACUUAAGAUACGCUUUAUUUUUUUCUUACCUAAGAUGUGCUAGCUUCGUUAUUACUCUUCAUGCUGUACUGCUCUAUUUUGUGCCUGCAACACCAGCGUGUAGUUUUGUUUAUGAAUAUCAAAAGCUACCAUGUUUUUUACACACAAGGAAAGGCCGAGUUACCAUUUUAUAACCACCUACCAAGCAUCAGCGAACACUUCAAACAUAAUGAUUACAAAUUAGGGAAAGCUAGGGGAAAAAAAAGGAGAACUGUAUUUUUAUUAUGACUUGCAUUGCCUUAGAUGAAUAUAUUUGUAUUUCAAGGAAAGUAUUAACGUAGGCUCGUGACUUGAAGUUUCAGCAGAACUCUCACUACAGAACCACAAAUGUUUGAUCUGUGCAUCUGUUUCACUAUGAAACCCAAGCAAAGAGCCAAAUCUAAGAAGGAGGUCAAAGAUGAGCAAAGGUUUUUAAGAUCUCCCUGUACGCAACCUCAUCAGGCAGUUUAUAUUCUAGUUGCUAGCUGUGGCAGUCACUGCCACCCUUACCUACUCUACCUCCCCUGAUGGGUAGCUGGCACAUAUCUACUUAUACUGCAGAAGGAACGCACUCUAGAUUUUAAGGGUUUACUUGGUGCCCAAAUCCCCCGCUGGGCUCCUAUGGCUCAUAACUUCGAAAUGGAACUUCACAGACAUUUAACAAGUUAUACACAAGGUAAAAAUGUAACAGCUCAUGCUUCUAAUUGUACUGACAUCCAUACCUCUACCCCGAGGCAGUGGCUCCAAGUUAUUUACCAAGUAGCUUUCCGAAGUAAACACAGUGUAGUUUUUAAAAUGUAAAUAUGUAUCAGAGUUAAAGAACAGUGUCUGAUUCCUCUGUUCGGUGGUAAAAGUUUCUGAGCUUCUCCACAACGAAAGUUUUGUUAAAACCACUCCCAGCAUACAGAACUCAGCACAGCCCUAUUAGUUCUGACAAGGAGGUGCCCUAUGAAUCAGAAGCCUAGCAGAGACAAAGUGCAACAGGCCUGAAUGCAACUGUGGCUACUGCCAGGGUGAGGACGCCAUGACAUAACAUCUGCUUUUGUCAAAGCUGUGUGAGUGCCGUAGUUCAGUAAUCUACUACAAGGAAGGAAACCCACUAAGUUAAAAGAGCAUCAUCUGUUACCUUCCAGACAGGCAGCUUGGUACUUCCUUCUGCUGAUUAAAUGCAGGCUCUUUGAAUCUGGACAGUACACUUCUUAUGCUUUUAAAGGAAUGAAAUCGGGAGUGAGGGGCUGCACCAGCAACGCUUCAAACUGCUGCCAGUAGCUGCCUACAUUCGUUAUCUUUUGUAUAAUCAGCAUUAAAUGAGCUUGGAUACACCAACAACCCAGCCACAAAGCAGGUUCAAAUGCAGUCCAGGCAUGGAAAAGGUUACUGGAUAAUUACUUCUGCCUUCACCUUAUGUCUUAAAUGUUUUACAAGCUUCUCAGGUGCUAAGUAAAGCUUUACUGCUAAGCAAGCAUAAGCCUUCUGAGUUAAAAGUGUAAGUUGUGUGGAUAACACAUUUCAACUACUGAUAGUCAAACACAUCCCCCUAUACCGGGCAGCUCAAGUCUCUGCAAAUGCCUUUGAAACACUUAAGACAGCUAAAUCAGGUAGUUCACCAUUAAUGUUAGAAUUCUUUAAUAUUCUUACCAAAAACCAAACAAUCCCUGAAAUACAGCUUUCCCCUUUAUUAUUACUAUAUUCAGACAAUGAAUAUUGCAAAGGAAGCCCAGAACUCCAAGCGAAGUUCCAGCUACCAUUCUCCUCAGCCAUACUUCUCAGAUCAGUUCUUCCUUGCAUCAGACAACAGACACCUUUGUCACUACAAGAUCAAGCUUGUCAGACAUUCAGUCCCAAGUGGAUUUAGGCAAUCCAGAUGUGAUUUUCUUCCACACGGCACUGAGAAGGAACUCGAACUUCAAGUGAGACAGGAUUCUCCGCUUACCUUCAAUUCAGAUCUAGAAGUUAUUGCAGUCUCUCACAAAGACUGCAAUUACAUUCACUGACCACGGAAGUAAAUCAGACAAAUAUGAAACCGCUAUCUGACUUCCAUGAAAGCCACAUCCUAGCAAGUCUGCUGCUCUGCCUACAAGUACCAGGAAACUGCUGAAAUCAAUACCUGCUUCAGCCAAAGAGGUGGAAGACGUGGUAGACAGCAGGGUUAAUUAAGAAGGAAUAGGUCUUGCUGUCACCCUCUUACUCCAAAUCCCCUUUCGCUUUCUCCUAAGACAAGAGACCAAGAAUGUAUCCAGUAACUGCUAAGAAGCAAGAUAAAACAGCCACUCACUAAUAAUACCUGCUGUCUUCAAGGAUUUCUUUUGGACAAAUACAACCAUAUGUAGUAAGUAAGUGAAAUGCAAACGCUUCAUUUUGCCUUGCCAAGCUCCAAUAACACCCAGGUUGGGUUAUUCGUUGUUGUUUCGUUUGUUUGUUUGAAAUAAACCAAAGAUUUCUGCUAUGGGAAAAAAAAUAAUGUAUACGUUUUUAUGUUACGUUUAUAACAAGGCUUUUAAAGAAAAUAGUUACAGGUAUUCAACUGCAUCAGACUUCAAAAGAAAAAAAGAUUACACGUACAAUACAAAAAUACAAAAAAUAGUUUUUUAGAACAUACAAACUCAAAAGUCUACGUGGUCAGAGCUUUCCUAAAAUGAAAUAAAAAAAUACAACCGAAGAUGCACUUUCCUUUCCGCGCUUGCAGGUUGAAAUUGAGCAUGAAGAAAGGCUUCUGAGAGAGGACGAAAGCGAUUAAUAUACCCAAUCAGUUCCAGGUUAAAAUGAAAGUAGCUGUUGACGCUACCGGGUAUCGGAGUCCAGAAAGAACCUUAAGUUUUCUCCAAGCUUUUUUGUUGUUGUUGCAGCUGUUACUUCGUUAUUUUGCCAAGCUACUGCAAGAGGCAGACAGACAGGAAGAGGACAAGUUUUAUUUCUACUUGAUACUACACGCAGUAGGACUGCAAUCCAGGAUUGUUUGAAACCAGAUAGCGUCCAUACAGGCAUCGAGGCAUCUUGUUUUACAUGGCAAGACAGGGAAAGUGCAUCUUAAGAUUUUUCAUACUUAAGCAGUGAGUUAUUGAUUUUUGGUGUGGCUUUUAUUCCUUCUAGGCAUAGUAAAGAAAAAUAUUUCGACCAAACGGGAAGCUUAACGUACAUUAUCUUGUCCUUUUGGCGGUGGCCUCUGUGUACCACUCGUUACUGCAUUUAAUAUUAGUCUCUAUUUAAUUCACAAGGAAAUGCUAACAAGCACUACUCAAGGCUAA
Gallus gallus (chicken) is the source of this 6303-nucleotide messenger RNA. RefSeq names its product zinc finger and BTB domain containing 11 (gene ZBTB11). Lineage: Eukaryota; Metazoa; Chordata; Aves; Galliformes; Phasianidae. Bases 279 to 3083 code for a protein of 934 amino acids. Gene Ontology annotation, biological process: negative regulation of transcription by RNA polymerase II; regulation of immune system process; regulation of cytokine production. Gene Ontology annotation, molecular function: protein binding. The record is from RefSeq and is a predicted model, not a curated record. Gene Ontology annotation, cellular component: nucleus. The transcript has 11 exons.